AUGGCUCGGUUCACCGAUAAAGUUGCUAUUAUUACUGGCUCUUCCAACGGAAUCGGUCAAGCAACUGCUGUUCUCUUCGCUUCUGAAGGAGCUAAGGUUACCAUAACCGGAAGAAAUGCUGAAAGACUCGAGGUGACGAAGAAACUUCUUCUGGAUGCUCACAUUCCAGAUAAUCAUAUCAAUGUCGUUGUUGGAGAUAUCACUCAAGAAAGUGUCCAAGAAGCUCUUAUCAAGACCACUCUCGAGAAGUUUGGAAAAAUCGACAUCCUCGUGAACAAUGCUGGAGCUGGAAUUCCAGAUCCUCAAGGAAAGACUGGUGUCAAUCAGUCGAUGUCCACCUAUCACAAAACUUUUGAGUUGAAUGUUCAAAGUGUUCUUGAGAUGACUCAAAAAGCUAGACCACAUUUGGCAAAGUCACAAGGAGAGAUUGUAAACAUCUCAAGCAUUGGAGCUGGUCCAGCUGCUCAAGUUGCCAAUCCAUAUUAUUCGAUAGCGAAGGCUGCUUUGGAUCAAUACACCAGAACUGCUGCCAUUGAUCUUGCUCCUGAAAAUAUUCGAGUAAAUUCUGUGAGCCCUGGAGCAGUUGCCACUGGGUUCUCAACUGUUUCUAGAGGACUUAAUGAACAAAAAUCAAAAGCGAUGUAUGAAUAUUUGGGAUCUCAAAAAGAAUGCAUUCCACGUGGAUUCUGUGCUGGACCAGAGGAUAUUGCUAAGGUGAUUGCAUUCCUCGCUGAUCGUAACGCAUCGAACUACAUUAUCGGACAAACUAUUGUUGCCGAUGGAGGAACUUCACUGAUCCUUGGAGCUCAUGCCCAUGGAGCCAGAAUGGUUGAAGCUAUUUUCAAAUGA
Molecule: messenger RNA, 849 nt
Organism: Caenorhabditis briggsae
Lineage: Eukaryota; Metazoa; Nematoda; Chromadorea; Rhabditida; Rhabditidae
Exons: 4
Coding region: 1-849 (282 amino acids)
Molecular function (GO): oxidoreductase activity
Source: RefSeq, a predicted model, not a curated record